Messenger RNA from Saimiri boliviensis boliviensis (Bolivian squirrel monkey), 1319 nucleotides. Lineage: Eukaryota; Metazoa; Chordata; Mammalia; Primates; Cebidae. The record is from RefSeq and is a predicted model, not a curated record.
UUUCAGCAAGAAAAUAUUCCAGGGAAAUCCUUUGAGGAUGAUCCCACACGCAACUGCAUUUUCAGUUAUUUCUGUGCUCUUUCUAAAGUCACAAAACUAACAGCUCCAGGAGCAAUCGUAGCAUUGGUGUACAUUGAACGCCUUUUAACUAAUGCUAACAUCGAUCUUUGUCCUACUAAUUGGAAACAAAUUGUCCUCGGAGCCACGCUUCUGGCCUCAAAGUUUUGGGGAAAUCAUUGUCACUGGAGUGCGGAUGACAGCCAGAAUCCCAAGGAUGUUGCAGUUGAGACAAUGAGUAAGAUGGAGAAGAGUUUUUUGGAGCUACUUGAGUUUAAUAUUCAUGUGUCUGCCAGUGUUUAUACGAAAUAUUACUUUGACCUGCGUGCCUUGGCAUACGACCAUGACCUGUGUUUUCUAUUUAGUUUUCUUCGCAAAGAUAAAGCAGAGAGAUUGAAGGCUAUGUCACCGCCAUGUGAAUACAAAGACUUGCAUAAAGAUGUCGCCACUAUGAGAAGGGCCGCCAGCAUGGAUUUCAUCGCUAUUCGGCAUACUAAUGCCAUCUUACCUUAAAGACAGAAAUUAGCAUUAUAAGAUCCUGGACUCGUCAACUGUAAAGACUACAAAAUAUCACUUCUAUUGCUGAAAAAGUCCAGGAAAAUUAGGAUCUUCUUUUUUUAUGUUUUUUUUUAAAAUUUUUCUUGUUGUCGUUGUUGCUAUUGUUGAUUUUGUUGUUGUUGAUUAGGAUUUUCAUAGAGCACAGAUUUCUUCAGAUAACCACACUGUGAAGCUGGGUGAUGGUGGCAUGAACAGUGGGUGCCAGGUGCUACCUGCCCUUCUUGUUCCACUGAGUCCAGAUGGCAUUCCUAGGGCACUACCUUCUUGAACAACUCUUGGGGAAGACUACUGUCACAUGGACACACCACAUCCCAGUGCAGAGUCAACAGUCACCCACAGUCCCAAGCAGGUGACAAUCUGAACUGAGCUGGAAUUCAAAAAACUAUAGAAUUGGCCCCAGAUUUGUGAGAGUGCCUGGGUUUGGAUCUCUGUCCACAGAGGCACUGAAUGCACGAUGGCCCGAAACAACAAGUGUGGGAAGAUAGAAUGCAUGGGGACAAGGCUGUCAUUACUCCAAGUUCCAUGGGGGCUCAGGCCUGUUCAUCUCGUCUUUGAAGGGAAUCUGUAUAUGUGAAAUGAGGCUCCCACCUCAUGGUAAUAAAGGGAGAGAUGAAAUCAGCUCAUCUUCCCCCAGGCCCAUACUGGUCAUACCAAAACACAGAGUCUUGCUGUGUUGCCAGGCUGGAGCACAGUGGCGAGAUCUC